Molecule: messenger RNA, 2716 nt
Organism: Vicia villosa (hairy vetch)
Lineage: Eukaryota; Viridiplantae; Streptophyta; Magnoliopsida; Fabales; Fabaceae
Product: metal-nicotianamine transporter YSL1-like
Exons: 7
Coding region: 356-2395 (679 amino acids)
Biological process (GO): seed development; response to iron ion
Cellular component (GO): plasma membrane
Molecular function (GO): iron-nicotianamine transmembrane transporter activity; oligopeptide transmembrane transporter activity
Source: RefSeq, a predicted model, not a curated record
AGACUAAGAAUAGUUUAUAAACAUCGACAGAGACCCAACACAGAACUUGUUAGUAUAUUUGAGAUUCGAACCUGAGACCUAGAGAGAAAGACACUCGAGUCUCGAACAUUUACCACCAGACCAAUUAAAUAAAAAUUGUUAUUGUUAUAUUAUAUCACAUUAUCACAGUUAAUCCUUAAGCAGAUCUAUCUAUAUAUGUACCCUACACUAUAUAAUAAAUCCAAACUAUAUCAGUGUCUUUGUUGAAAGAAAGCAUCUCCAUGUUUUCAUUGCUUCAUCAGCUACAAAACAACAACUAGAACAGAAAGAACAAAUAAACUAAGGUGAUAGAUAGGUACUAGAGAAAGUUAUAGAGAUGAUUUCUCCAUCAAGUCCUCUAAACAACAACACGGAAUUUCAAGACAAAAAAAUGGAAAUCGAAAGAGAUACGAACCAGAACUUGGAAGAUAAGUUACCGGUGAUAGGCUCUGAAGUAAUCCAACCUGAUGAAGCAUGGACAGAACACAUCACAGUGAGAGGAUUGUUUGUGAGUAUGAUGAUUGGAAUAAUCUAUAGUAUAAUUGCAAUGAAGCUUAAUCUCACAACAGGAAUGGUUCCGAAUUUGAAUGUCUCGGCCGCUCUACUUGCUUUCGUGUUCAUAAGAAGUUGGACUAAAGUGCUCGAAAAAGCUGGUUUUGUUUCUAAGCCGUUCACUCGCCAGGAGAAUACUAUUAUUCAGACUUGUGCUGUUGCUUGCUAUAGCAUUGCUGUUAGUGGAGGAUUCGCUUCGUAUCUGUUGGGAUUAAACAGGAAGACAUAUGAGUUGUCUGGAGUAGGCAUUGAGGGUAACAACCCGAACGCAGUUAAGGAUCCUGCCUUUGGUUGGAUGUCUGGUUUCCUUUUUGUGGUUUGCUUUGUUGGACUCUUUGUCUUAAUUCCACUCAGAAAGGUUAUGAUAGUUGAUCUCCAAUUACCUUAUCCAAGUGGUUUGGCGACAGCAGUUCUCAUCAAUGGUUUUCAUACACAGAAUGAUAAAAUGGCCAAGAAGCAAGUGCAUGGAUUCAUGAAGUAUUUUUCUAUCAGUUUCUUAUGGGGGUUUUUCAAGUGGUUUUUCUCGGGUGUAGAGGGCUGUGGAUUCGAACAAUUUCCGACCUUUGGAUUGCAAGCUUGGAAGCAAACAUUCUAUUUCGACUUUAGUACGACUUUUGUGGGAGCAGGAAUGAUUUGCUCUCACCUUGUGAACUUGUCUCUGCUUCUUGGAGCUGUGAUGUCUUUUGGAGUCAUGUAUCCGCUCGUUGAUCGGCUUAAAGGAAAGUGGUUCCCAGAUAACUUAGAAGAAACUAACAUGAAGGGUUUAUAUGGUUAUAAGGUUUUUCUAUCGAUUGCUCUGAUCCUUGGUGAUGGCGUAUAUACUUUCACCAAGAUUCUAGUUUCAACUGUCAUUGGCGUAAAUGAAAGAAUGAAGAACAAGAAACUUAAAAAUGAAUCGGCUGCUGAUCAGCAGGAGAGUCCUGCUGGGGACCUUAGACAAGGUCAGACAUUCUUGAAGGAGGUCAUUCCAAUGUGGAUCGGGGUAGUUGGAUAUAGCGUUUUCACAACUAUUUCGACAAUUAUAAUCCCGCACAUGUUUCCUCAGCUGAAAUGGUACUACAUCAUUGUUGCUUACAUAUUUGCUCCAUCUCUUGCAUUCUGCAAUGCUUUUGGAGCAGGUCUUACUGAUAUAAACAUGGCUUAUAACUAUGGGAAAGUUGCGCUAUUUUUGCUGGCAACUGUGACAGGAAAAGAGAAUGGUGUAGUGGCGGGACUUGUGGGGUGCGGUCUCAUUAAAUCCGUGAUCUCGGUGUCUUGCAAUCUGAUGCAAGAUUUCAAAACUGCUCAUUGCACACGUACCUCUCCCAGGGCAAUGUUUGCAUGCCAAGUAGUUGGCACGGCCAUGGGGUGUGUAUGCUGUCCUCUGAGCUUCUUCCUGUUUUACAAGGCAUUCGACGUGGGAAACCCACAUGGAGAAUUCAAAGCCCCUUAUGCACUAAUUUACAGAAACAUGGCGGUUAUAGGUGUUCAAGGUUUCUCGGCACUGCCAAGACAUUGCUUGCAACUUUGUUUUGGGUUCUUUGCUUUUGCUAUAGGAACAAACAUGUUAAGAGAUUUUUCACCCAAAAAGAUAGGGAAAUGGAUGCCAUUACCAAUGGUCAUGGCUGUACCGUUUCUGGUUGGUGCAUACUUUGCAAUUGAUAUGUGCAUGGGUAGCUUGGUUGUGUUCGCGUUGCACAAGCUUAACACCAAGAAAGCAGAGUUGAUGGUUCCUGCAAUUGCAUCUGGACUUAUUUGCGGGGAAGGACUAUGGACUCUUCCUGCUGCUAUUCUUGCUCUAGCGAAAAUUAAUCCACCCAUCUGCAUGAAAUUUGUUUCUUCGUAAAUUUUGACCCAUCAUAUAAAGCAGUGAAGAACAUUAGCUAGCUUACCUUUUCUUUUCUUUUUUUGCCACCAUUUGUGUACUCUCAAGCACAUCAAACAAAUAUAAAAUGCUGUUCAAUACAGAAUAUUACCCCAUACUGUUGGCAUUAAAAUAGUUUGUAACUUCACAGAAAUAACAGGUUUCUUGAAUACAGUUCAUGCUGCAGGUACAUUCCUAACCCCAACAAAACUAAGAGAAAACACCUUCCUUGUAGAACAAUGGAUGAUUUUCAGCCUUACCAAUGUAUAACCGGUGAAAUAUUAUAUCAGAGAAUCAAAAAGC